Molecule: messenger RNA, 1573 nt
Organism: Magallana angulata
Lineage: Eukaryota; Metazoa; Mollusca; Bivalvia; Ostreida; Ostreidae
Exons: 4
Coding region: 54-1301 (415 amino acids)
Source: RefSeq, a predicted model, not a curated record
UCAUCCUAAAGCACAAACUUAUACCUAUCCCGCAUGAGGGAGGAAGUAUCGAAAUGUCUAAACUAAAUUAUACGGAGGAGACGGCAGGUGACCGAAAAUGUCGGAACGGUACAGAGGAGUUGACUGUGCUGUUUCUCAGGCGACUGGCGAAGGGAUUUCUGAGCGGAGUGGGAUUAUAUAGCGGUGUGAAGGUUAUCUCGGCUCUCAUGAGGAACCCCUUCAGGGAGAAAUUACCGAGCGCCAUCAGAGAGAUCUUUUCUUUGGACUGUCUUCGCUUUGCCUCCUUUCUCGGUCUCUACCCUAGUGUGUAUGAGUUACUAAGGGAACUUCUGGAGAAAGUCAGGAAAAAGAAGGACGGAUGGAACAAUAUGGCGGCCGGUGGAUUGGCGGGUUUGACUCUGUGUGUUGAGGAUCCGACACGGCGACUGGUCUUCUGUCUUUUUGCCAUAUCAAGGGCCAUAGGGGCCUUAAUCUCCACCCUCGUAGCCAGGGAGAAAAUUCCGGAAAUUCCGUAUUCGGAGACGGCUUUCUUCUGUUUGUGUUGUGCUUUCCUUGUCUAUUGCACAGCGCUGAAUCCACAGCUUCUGAAUUCCGGAUAUUACCACUCGGUACUCAAAUGGUCACGUGAUUACACAGACAAAAAACUACAAAAGUUAUUCAGAGAACCCGGGGAUCGAUUUCUAACCUGUCAAGAAGUUGGUUUGCACAAAGACAACUGUUUCCGCCACGCUGUUCUAGACUGGGCAAAAAGCUUUCCUGCAUUUGCUAAACUGUACUUUCCAAUUCACGUUGCGCCUGUCGUUAUAUUUAGGCGAAAAAUACUUCUUGAACAGCCAUACAGAGUCAUGAAAUCUCUCUUAAAGAACACUCUCUUCUCUACUGCUUUCCUGGCAACCAUGGUGAUGCUAGCCAAGUACGUGAUAUGUCUACUGAGAAACCUGUCUCACACGCCCCCACCCUUAUCCCCAUAUAUACCCGCUAUGGCUGGCUUAGUCUGCGGACUUGGUGUUCUAUUCGAACGCGCAUCUAGGCGGAAGGAGCUGUCGUUGUUCUUGGUUCCCCACACGCUUUAUGCGUUAUACAUGUGGACCAAGCAGAAAAACAUUUUGAGGGAUCUUCCGUUUGGCUCCGUAGCCUUGUUUGCCGUUUCCAUGGUUUCUGUGAUGCAUGCUUAUGAACGAGAACCCGAGUCUCUCUCUUUGUUGUUGAAUGGAGUGCUCAAAUACUUUAUUGGAGAGAGGACAAACGUGCGGGUGAGAAUCGGUAAGAGGGUGAGAAAAAUUAGCGAGAUGUUGGGAUGAUGAGAGUCGGAAGUAGCUUAUGACGACUUAAAACAUGGAAGCACUUUUUACGCUGUAUGAAUAUAUCAAAUAUUAUUCUAAUCCUAAUGCUGGAACUUGUAUUAAGAAACGUCCAUUCAAUGGCAUAUUUAUAUGAUAAUGAUUGAGAAUGCUACAGAAUUUCUGUGAUAUACGAUAUAAAUGCAACAGGCAACAUAUUUGAAGUAAUACUCAAGUGUCUCCUAUAUUUUACAUGUAUAUUACAUGUACGUUUAAUAAAAAAUAAAACACCA